AUGAGCCCAGAGCAGGCCUUCUUGGUGGUAGAUCUGACUGAGAGGCCUAAGUUAACGCUCACCAUCCAUGGGAGGCGCUUUGAAGGCAUCUUAGACACCGGCGCCGACCGCAGUAUCAUCUCCUCUCAUUGGUGGCCAAAGGGCUGGCCACUGGUGAAGACGGACCAUGCGCUCCAGGGCCUAGGUUAUGCACAGAGCCCUGAUGUGAGUACGCAGCUGCUCCCUUGGCGUAGUGAGGAAGGGAAGAAGGGGACUUUCACACCUUAUGUGUUACCACUCCCCGUGAACCUAUGGGGUAGAGACGUGCUAGCAGCGAUGGGCAUGGUCUUAACAACCGACUACUCCCUAAAGGCUCAGCAGAUGAUGCAUAAGAUGGGAUAUCAUCCUGGCGAGGGUCUAGGUAGGAAAUCGAACGGCAUAACAACACCUUUACAAGUGGAGGGGCAGACCGAUAGGAAGGGGCUGGGUUUUUAG
Molecule: messenger RNA, 474 nt
Organism: Sorex araneus (European shrew)
Lineage: Eukaryota; Metazoa; Chordata; Mammalia; Eulipotyphla; Soricidae
Product: endogenous retrovirus group K member 7 Pro protein-like
Exons: 1
Coding region: 1-474 (157 amino acids)
Biological process (GO): proteolysis
Molecular function (GO): nucleic acid binding; aspartic-type endopeptidase activity
Source: RefSeq, a predicted model, not a curated record